UUUUCAGUAUUGAGUCAGACAGAUGGAGGCCCCCUAGCGACGAUGGGGUGGAACUGCACGCCAAGGUUGAGAAAAGCGAGCAAAAUGGGUGGACGGAAAGUCCCCGUGUGGAAAUCCCCUUGACUUGGAGUUUUUCCUUUUUUUAAAAAACUAGCGCUAGCGAACGAGAACAGUCUUUAGAAAGGCUUCUUCGAGCUGCGAGGGCUCUGUAUUAGAUGUUAUAGUGGAGGGAAAAGAGAGGGUUGAAUGGCGCCGAGAGCCGCAGCGGUGAGGCUGAGUGAAGUGGCUGAGAGAGGACUAGCCUGAGCAUCCGGGAGGCUUUGUUAUCACCCCCCCGACAUAUUACACAGAUUUCACGUUGUCCCAUCAUUGCCAGUUGGGUGUCUCCUCCUCUUCCUCUUCCUCCUCCUUGUCCUCCUCCUCUCCUCCUCCUCGUUCCUCUUCCUCCCCUCCUUCCACUCUCCCGGCCACCCGUCCGCCAUGUCGCAGGGCCAGAACUUCCUCCCCAAAUUCCUGUUUGUGUCCAACCUGCUGAAAGCGGUGAAGAUCCGUCAGCGCGUGCCCAACGACGUGGUGAAGCCGGCAGCCAGUGCCGGCCUCAUGCACCACCUGCGGGGGAUGCACCGCUACACCCUGGAGAUGAUCGCCAUGAACCACUUCCCACAGGCCUUCAGGGAGGUGGUGCAAGCCGCCAUCCUGGACCGGGCCAUGCAGGCCUCUUUGGAGCAGGAGAAGAAGCUCAACUGGUGUCGGGAACUGAAGAAGAUGGUGCCGCUGCGCACCAACGGAGAUGGGAACUGCUUGCUGCACGCAGCUUCCCAGUACAUGCUCGGCGUCCAGGACACGGACCUGGUGCUCCGGAAAGCUCUCCACGGCGUUCUGAAAGAGACGGACACGGCUGUGUUUAAAGCUCGAUUCCAGGCGGAGCUGCUGCAGUCGCAAGAGUUCACCCAGACCGGGCUCAGAUACACCACCAUGAACUGGGAGGACGAGUGGGACAAGAUUGUAAAGAUGGCAUCUCCGGUCUCGAGCAGCAACGGACUCCAGUUCGACUCCCUGGAGGACAUUCACAUCUUCAUACUCUCCAACAUCCUCCGCCGACCCAUAGUCGUCAUCGCAGACCAGGUGGUGAGGAGUAUGAAAUCUGGCUCCUCCAUCUCCCCUCUGAACGUAGGCGGGAUUUAUCUGCCUCUACACUGGCCGCCCACGGAGUGCUACAAAUACCCAAUAGUGCUUGGCUAUGACUCCCAGCACUUCGCACCCCUCAUCACCGUCAAAGACAGCGGCCCAGAGAUCCGAGCCGUUCCACUGAUCAACCCGAAGCGGGUGGGCUUUGAGGAGCUGAAGGUUCACUUCCUGAUGGAGAAGGAGCAGCCGCAGAAAGAGAGGCUGCUCAACGACUACUUGCACCUCAUAGAGAUCCCCGUCAUCGGCCUGGGCCACGAAACCGCGUGGAUCAUGAAAGCUGCGAAGCUGGACGAGGGCAACCUUCCCGAGGACAUGAACCUGAUGGAGGACUACCUGCAGCUCGUCAACCAUGAGUAUCAGCGCUGGGAGGAGGACAAGGAGCAGGCCUGGGCCGCCCAGCCACAGCGACCUCCGCCUUUCUCCGUCUCCCAGCUCUCCCUCAUCGAGAUUCGCUGCGCCACGCCGCGGUGCACCUUCUAUGUCUCCGUGGACACGCAGCCUCAUUGUCACGAGUGCUUCGAGAAACGGCAGGCCACAACAGGGGGCGGGGCCAGGAUAGAGGGUGUGGUCCAGACCAAGGGCGCCGGCGUGCAGGGAGGACUGGGGAUGAUGGGAGGAGCGGAGACCGAGGUGAGCGCCAGAGGAGCCAGGAGCAGCAGUCCGCCUUGCUCUUCCUCCGGGAGGGGCGUGGUGCUGUCGAGUCCCCGCUCGGCCCCGCCCACUGCCCCCAGCCUCAGCCUGUACAGCGAAACUCACGCCAUGAAGUGCAAAACACCUGGCUGCCUCUUCACCCUCAGCGUGGAGCAUGACGGCCUUUGCGAGCGCUGCUUCAACGCCAGGCAGAACCACGGGCCCCCCGGGGCCGGGACGGCCGCCACAGGACUCCCGGGGCCCAACGGGGCGCCCGUCGUUUCCCACCCAGCCCAGGGCUCCGGGUGGACCCAGUGGGGGGGCUGCGACGCGGAGACGGAGCGAUGCAGCAUGUGCCGGCAGGAGGUGUUCAGGAUAUUCAACGGCCUGUGUCCGCCCUGCAUGCAGAGGCAGCAGGCUCCGGAGAGGGGGGAGCCGCAGCAGGGCAACCACAGGACUGAGGCCUCGGCUUGGAACCAGGCCAGAGACACUGAGCAGCCGUGCCUCACCCUCACCCCAGCACACACGUCGGCCUGGCAGACUCCUCUGGCCCAGCGCUGUAAAAGAUCCGGCUGCCAGUUCUUUGGGACUCCUGAGAAAUUGGGUUUCUGCACUAUUUGCUACGUAGACUAUCAGACAAACCACCGCUUGACUCCUCCUCCUCCUGCCCCGGUCCAGAGCCGGCGCGGUUUGGAGACAGGCUUCCAGAACGCCACACGGUGUCGGGGUUCCGGGUCCGGGUGCGGCGCGGUUGGCAAGGCCAUGCUGGAGGGCUACUGUGACAAGUGCUACGUCAAAGAGCAAAGUGCACGUCUUAAUCAAGUUGCACAUCGGACACCACACUCCCCUCCUCUGGUCAUGCGUGACCGAGCAGCUAAACCCAGAUCCUCGCAGCAAUCCCAGACCCAGACCCAGUGCCGGCGGAGCGGCUGCAGCAACGUGUCCCCUGGCUGCACAGACCUCUGCCCCGAGUGCCACACGCGAGGCCAGGGCCGGGAGGCGGGAAGGAGGGCGCAGGCGCCCAAGGAGAAGUCCAAGCAGAGGUGUCGGACGCAGGGCUGUGACCACUAUGCCAACCAAGAGAAACAGGGCUACUGCAACGAGUGCGACCACUUCAAACAGAUCUACCGCGGCUGACCGCGGCGCAGCACACCACAGCGAUGACGACACAUCGGUAGCACGCCAGAGCCACCGCCCUGCAGUGGGCUCCCCAUGCCAGUCAAUGCACCUCUGAUACUAACUAACCAACUAACUAACUAGCUAGUGACUAACUAGUAACCUUAUGGCCUGAAAAAUCAACCCCCUCCCCCCCAAUGUCGAAUG
Poecilia reticulata (guppy) is the source of this 3141-nucleotide messenger RNA. It is a transcript of the gene tnfaip3, whose product is annotated as tumor necrosis factor, alpha-induced protein 3. Gene Ontology annotation, biological process: protein K29-linked deubiquitination; cell migration; protein deubiquitination involved in ubiquitin-dependent protein catabolic process. Gene Ontology annotation, cellular component: cytoplasm; nucleus. NCBI's taxonomy places the organism in Eukaryota, Metazoa, Chordata, Actinopteri, Cyprinodontiformes, Poeciliidae. Gene Ontology annotation, molecular function: cysteine-type deubiquitinase activity; zinc ion binding; K63-linked polyubiquitin modification-dependent protein binding. The record is from RefSeq and is a predicted model, not a curated record.